AUGAUAGAAAUUUUACAAUCUGAUAUUAUGGAAAGAAAGGAAUAUGUUAACAUAUGUCCAGAUAGUGAUACUUCCGCCCUUGUGUUCCAUUUCUUAUCUUUCAAUGGGGGAGGAGGACUAAUUAUUAAAAAACCUAUCGCUUGA
Debaryomyces tyrocola is the source of this 144-nucleotide messenger RNA. Lineage: Eukaryota; Fungi; Ascomycota; Pichiomycetes; Serinales; Debaryomycetaceae. The record is from the annotation of a GenBank genome assembly.